AUGGCUUUUGUUCGCAGUCGAAGAGGCUAUCAGCUGAUUGGGGAUACAUACCAAAUUUCCAAAUUUCUAAAUCCGAUUCUGAUUCAUCAGGGAAUUCCUUCAAUGGAGACGCUAUCUUCAUCUACCUCAAUGUCUUUUCCACGAGAGCCAGCCAAUUAUGACGAGAUUGCUAUGCACGAAACGUUACUAUUUUCGGAAAGUCUCAAGGAUUUAACAAAUUUGAGAAAGCAAUUAUACUCGGCCGCUGAAUACUUUGAACUAUCAUACACCAACGAUGACCAAAAGCAAAUGGUGGUUGACACAUUAAAAGAUUAUGCCAUCAAGGCUAUAGUCAAUACAGUUGACCAUUUGGGCGCUGCUUCAAAUAAAGUUGACAAUAUUUUUGACGAUAAAGUUGAAGAAGUUUCCGGAUCAGAGCUUCGAGUAUCUUGCAUUGAACAGCGAGUAAGAACAUGCCAUGGCUAUUUUGAUCACGAAGGCGUUUCUCAGCAGUCGUCACUUUUAAAAAUUCCCAAGUAUCAUAAGCGAUACGUCUUGCCGGUUGGGGAGAUGAUUCAAGAUGGCAAUGGAACUAUAUUAAAGCAUGAAGAAUGCACAUUAGUUGAAGAACAUGAACAUGAACAUGAACAUGAUCAACAUGAACAUAUGAAUGAAGUCGUUCAAGCUAUAAUUCAUGAAAAGCCUGGAACUUUAGUCAGAAAAGAGCAAUCUCCUUCUUCUUCUCCUUCUCCCUCUCCUUCUCCACAAGCUUCCCAACAACCUGACUCGUUUUCCUUUGAGGACAUGGUGACAAGAAAAGAUUUUGUUUAUGGUGAAUCAGAGAAGAGAGCAGUUUCACCACCUCGGUUUCCUCUAUUGCAUACUGAAUCAUUCUCAAGUAGAUCAAGAUCAAACACUCCAAAUUCAAGAUCUUCCACUCCAAAUUCCACUAGACCAACAACUCAAACCACAUUUCCACAACAAUGGAAUCAAGAGCCUAGGAAGUCAGUUUCGAAGCAGAGGAAUGGUGAUCGAGAGACAUGGAAAGAAGGUGAUCAAAUUCAGAGCAAAAGCAAACGUUUGCUCAAGGCAUUGCUCAGUAGGCGUAAGUCAAAGAAAGAUGAAAUGCUUUACACUUAUUUGGAUGAAUACUGAGGUGAAAAUUAGAGGACUUUAUGCAAAAAACAAUGUAUAAAUAUAUAUAUUUCUUGUUGAAUUCAUUUAUAAGUGGCUAUAAUGUUAGGGUAUUUGUAUUUCUAUGGUUUAAUAGCUGCGUUUUGCACAUUAGUAUGUGUAGAUGUGAUUGAUUAGAAGGAAUAAGUAUAACUAAUUAACUAUAGAUGUAGAGGUUAGUGUAUUUCGUGAAGUUAUUGUUAGGGAAAUUACAACAUUUUAAUUGAGAUAUUUUUGUUUUUGUAGUAAGCACACAAUGCUAUAACAAUUUUUGAGUAAUAG
Lactuca saligna is the source of this 1434-nucleotide messenger RNA. The record is from the annotation of a GenBank genome assembly. NCBI's taxonomy places the organism in Eukaryota, Viridiplantae, Streptophyta, Magnoliopsida, Asterales, Asteraceae.